Molecule: messenger RNA, 12615 nt
Organism: Onychomys torridus (southern grasshopper mouse)
Lineage: Eukaryota; Metazoa; Chordata; Mammalia; Rodentia; Cricetidae
Gene: Ago2
Product: argonaute RISC catalytic component 2
Exons: 19
Coding region: 178-2760 (860 amino acids)
Biological process (GO): regulation of DNA-templated transcription; regulatory ncRNA-mediated gene silencing
Cellular component (GO): RISC complex
Molecular function (GO): RNA binding; endoribonuclease activity, cleaving siRNA-paired mRNA; protein binding
Source: RefSeq, a predicted model, not a curated record
CCUCCCCCUUCUGCUCCCGCCGCCUCCGCCCGCCGCCCCGGCCGCGUCGGGUAAACCUGUUCUGCUAGGCAGCCGCGCCGGGGCGGAUCGAGCGGCCCGCUGCUCCUGGCGGCUCGAGGCGUCGGGGCCCGUGGAGCGCGCGGCCGGCCCUCGGCCGCGGCCCUCGGCACCGCCACCAUGUACUCGGGAGCCGGCCCCGUUCUUGCUUCUCCUGCUCCGUCGACAUCACCCAUCCCAGGCUAUGCCUUCAAGCCUCCACCUCGGCCGGACUUCGGCACCUCCGGGAGAACAAUCAAACUACAGGCCAACUUCUUUGAAAUGGACAUCCCCAAAAUUGACAUCUAUCACUAUGAAUUGGACAUCAAACCAGAGAAAUGCCCGCGGAGAGUGAACAGGGAAAUAGUGGAGCACAUGGUCCAGCACUUUAAGACCCAGAUCUUCGGGGACCGGAAGCCAGUGUUUGAUGGAAGGAAGAAUCUGUACACUGCCAUGCCCCUUCCAAUCGGCAGGGACAAGGUGGAACUGGAGGUCACACUGCCAGGAGAAGGCAAAGAUCGUAUCUUCAAGGUUUCCAUCAAGUGGGUGUCAUGCGUGAGCUUGCAGGCAUUACACGAUGCACUUUCGGGGCGGCUGCCCAGCGUCCCUUUUGAGACGAUCCAGGCCCUGGACGUUGUCAUGAGGCACUUGCCAUCCAUGAGGUACACCCCUGUUGGCCGUUCCUUCUUCACUGCGUCUGAAGGCUGUUCUAACCCCCUGGGUGGGGGCCGAGAAGUGUGGUUUGGCUUCCACCAGUCCGUCCGACCUUCUCUUUGGAAAAUGAUGCUGAAUAUUGAUGUAUCAGCAACAGCAUUUUACAAGGCACAGCCAGUGAUCGAAUUUGUUUGUGAAGUUUUGGAUUUUAAAAGUAUUGAAGAACAACAAAAACCUCUGACAGAUUCCCAAAGGGUAAAGUUUACCAAAGAAAUUAAAGGUCUAAAGGUGGAGAUAACGCACUGUGGUCAGAUGAAGAGGAAGUACCGUGUCUGCAAUGUGACCCGUCGGCCUGCCAGUCACCAAACGUUCCCGCUGCAGCAGGAGAGUGGGCAGACAGUGGAAUGUACAGUGGCCCAGUACUUCAAGGACAGGCACAAGCUGGUUCUGCGCUACCCCCACCUCCCAUGUUUACAAGUUGGACAAGAGCAGAAACACACCUACCUUCCCUUGGAGGUCUGUAACAUAGUAGCUGGGCAGAGAUGUAUUAAAAAGUUAACAGACAAUCAGACCUCAACCAUGAUCAGAGCAACAGCCAGGUCGGCACCAGAUCGUCAAGAGGAGAUCAGCAAAUUGAUGCGUAGUGCAAGUUUCAAUACGGACCCAUAUGUUCGUGAAUUUGGAAUUAUGGUCAAAGAUGAGAUGACAGAUGUCACAGGGCGGGUUCUGCAGCCACCCUCCAUCCUCUAUGGGGGCAGGAACAAGGCAAUUGCCACCCCUGUCCAGGGUGUGUGGGACAUGAGAAACAAGCAGUUUCACACAGGCAUCGAGAUAAAGGUGUGGGCCAUCGCCUGCUUCGCACCCCAGCGCCAGUGCACGGAAGUUCAUCUGAAGUCCUUCACAGAGCAACUGAGGAAGAUCUCAAGAGACGCUGGGAUGCCUAUCCAGGGUCAGCCCUGCUUCUGUAAAUACGCACAGGGGGCAGACAGUGUGGAGCCCAUGUUCCGGCACCUGAAGAACACCUACGCUGGUCUGCAGCUGGUGGUGGUCAUCCUGCCUGGCAAAACUCCUGUGUAUGCUGAAGUCAAGCGUGUGGGAGACACAGUCCUGGGGAUGGCCACACAGUGCGUGCAGAUGAAGAAUGUGCAGAGGACCACGCCACAGACCCUGUCCAAUCUCUGCUUAAAAAUCAAUGUCAAACUGGGAGGCGUCAACAACAUCCUGCUGCCACAGGGCAGGCCUCCAGUGUUCCAGCAACCUGUCAUCUUCCUGGGAGCCGAUGUCACCCACCCCCCAGCUGGAGAUGGGAAGAAGCCUUCGAUUGCUGCAGUCGUGGGCAGCAUGGACGCACACCCCAACCGCUACUGCGCCACCGUGCGUGUCCAGCAGCACCGGCAGGAGAUCAUCCAGGACCUGGCUGCCAUGGUCCGGGAACUGCUCAUCCAAUUCUACAAAUCGACACGCUUCAAGCCCACCCGCAUCAUCUUCUACAGAGAUGGCGUCUCUGAGGGCCAGUUCCAGCAGGUCCUCCAUCAUGAGCUGCUGGCCAUCCGAGAGGCCUGCAUCAAGCUGGAGAAGGACUAUCAGCCAGGGAUCACGUUCAUCGUGGUGCAGAAGCGCCACCACACACGCCUCUUCUGCACAGACAAGAAUGAGCGGGUUGGGAAGAGCGGGAACAUUCCAGCAGGCACAACCGUAGACACGAAAAUCACCCAUCCAACUGAGUUUGAUUUCUACCUGUGCAGCCAUGCCGGCAUCCAGGGGACAAGCCGUCCUUCUCACUACCACGUGCUUUGGGAUGACAAUCGAUUCUCUUCGGACGAGCUGCAGAUUCUGACAUACCAGCUGUGUCACACCUACGUGCGCUGCACGCGCUCCGUGUCCAUACCUGCGCCAGCAUACUAUGCUCACCUGGUGGCCUUCCGUGCCAGGUACCACCUGGUGGAUAAAGAACAUGACAGCGCUGAAGGAAGCCAUACCUCUGGGCAGAGCAACGGGCGAGAUCACCAAGCGCUGGCCAAAGCGGUCCAGGUCCACCAGGACACACUGCGCACCAUGUACUUUGCUUGACAUGUUGUAGUGUUUAGCGAUUGUGUACCAAGUUGGAUUCACACGAGACCAGCUACACUCAGACCAACAGAUGCCCAGCCCCUUCGUGACAGCCAGCAUCGAACAUGAGACGUCUUUGGUUUUAUUAGAUCCUUCAUUUUCCAGAAUGCCUUCCGUCCCAGAUUUCAAACUUGGAUUUUGAGCUGCAGGCCUGUAUUGAGACCCCAUUGUAGGAAACAUGGUUUGCCAAAACCUAUAAGCUGCUCACUGAAAGAGUCCCAUGUUUCCUAAAAACAAAAUAACAACAACAAAAUGUCCUAAAACCAGUCUGUGAACUCUCAGGGCUUUAAAACAUUAAUUUAUUUGGUCAUUCGAUUACUUGUUUUAAACACCUGAUUCUCAAUGAAAUCGAUGGGCUCCAACUAGCUGUGAAGGCUCUGAGCAUGAAAGCCACACCAUCACCAUUGGGGUUUUAAAGCCUGGCCCUAGGAAGUUGUCGCUAAUGUUCAGUUCUGAGGGACGCCAUGUGCCCUGCAGCCCCAGGGCAGAUGGCUGCUAGGUAUCCAUGGUGUCUCUUGCCUGCCACUGCCUGCCCUCGAGGCCUGAACCAAGGCAUAGUGGCAGCGGACGGUCACGUGUGUCUACAGCAGUGACAGGUCCGAGAGAUUGGCAGACAAGUGCCAUUUUGAUAAAAAUUUAUUUAAAAUGAGAAAAAAAGACAAUAUACUGACAGUCUAAUCAUAAGAUUUGUCCUGUGGGACUGUGACAUUUAUUUUCCAAAGUUUCUAAAGAAUACGGGUCUGUGGUGAUAAAUACAGUACAAUCCUUUUUCACUGUUAUGUCUUUAAUGUAAGAGAAGAAUAUAUAUAUCUGGUUUGCAGUAUUAAUGUGCUAGGUAGAUGCUGUUUUCCUUUUGUUGACUAUGGGGUGCUUCUUGGGACCUGGUUCACAUAUCAGGAGCUGUUUGGAGCCUGGAGACAGGCCACCUCUUGUGGCUUUUAGUGCUUAAGUAGAGGAAUAUGCAACUGGCUUCAAGUGACAGCGAUGCACCCUUCCUUCUCCUCCCCCUCCCCAGUGUGGACUGUGUAGCCUGUACCUCUGGGAAGGACAGCGUGCUUGCCAGUAAUUUGCCGUCCUCCUUGCCUCAUCCAUGUGUGUCGCUCAGCCCAUGAAGCACAAAUGGAAUUUAUUUAUUCUUCCAUUGCUGGGAACGAGUUCACGGACGAGUGCACCUCUCUCGGUGUAGUUCUGGAAGGUGGGUUUCGUAGGAUCUAUGCACUGAAAUGGAGAGCGAGCUGCCAGCAGCGGCGGCUCUGCUGGCAUGGGACUGGCAGGUAGGAAUGGAACAUACCCGAGAAGCCGAUGGUGGAUAAGGCCGGCAGGGAAGGCACAGACUGCUCUGGGUGGUAUUUGCUUCUGGGCCUCAACCUGGCCUUGCCACCCCAGAGACCAUUGAACUGAGAGGGACACUCCAAACGGCUCUGUCGGUGGCAGCAGCCGCUUCAGUGUGUGUGUCCCCUGGGACUUUUUGUGCUUAUCCUGAAGCUGAGCGAGAAUCAGGUCCGUGUUCCACAUCAAAGUUCCCGGAAGGAGCUGAGCCUCCUCUCUUCUGUGCUGCUUUGUGCUCUGUGGGUUUUCUCUGCCCCUGCUGACGGUCGUUACCCUCCCCCCACCCCAGCUCUGCGUGGGAUUUACCUCUGACCCUGCGGUGGAGCAAGGGUGCCCACCCCUGCCCUCCACUGUGGCUGGUACCUCAUGCUUGAGGGCACAGUGCCACCUCUGCCCCAUCACCCACCUGCUCUGGAGCUGGUGGGCAGGGCAGACGCAGCAACCUGGGAAUUCAUACCCUCAGCGGGGUGUGUAUCUGUGUGUGCAUGUGGGUGUCUUACUAAUGACAUUAGUCUCUUCUUGCUGUGUCUUUAAAAAUCUUUUAAAGUGACAAACUCCAGUCUAAGACGCACUGGGGCUGCCUGCUAUCCCAUUGGCAAGUGGCGCUUUCUCAAACUGUUUCCAAAAGGGUAUAAAAACACUCAGCCCACCAAGCGUGGUCAGGCUGAAGAACUUACUCAACUGGUAAACUUUUAGACUCUGAAAUUAGAUUGUUUUUGGCCAUUCUUAACACCGUAUGUCUCAAAGGUGUAUCUUUUGCCCCUUGCCAUGGGAUCUCAGACAUGCAAAUGAGUGUGUUAGAAUGCAGAUUCUCAGGCCUGCUGCCAGCCUCUUGGGUCUGGCACAGCCAGCUGGGCAUCUGUAUUUUAGGCCACCCCUCCCCCACCCCCACCCCCGUGGCUGUGGAGGCUUUCUGAGGCAGUCCCCCAUGACGCCAAGGGAGCAGGAAGGAACCCUGUCAGAGCUCACACCUAGGAGCACUUGUGAGCUGGGGAAAAAAAGAAAUCUGAGCUGGGAGUUUUGUUUUGUUUUGAUCGUCUUGAAGGAUAAGUUUUCUUUUUGAUGGGCUAAAGUACUUUCUUUGGCCCAUGAUUAUUUGUGACACUUUUUAAUACGAAAACCAUCCCCAGACCAAAUGUCCCCAAUUGAGUUUAGAUGCACAUCGUCCACACGUCCGAUGGUGCAGUUUAUAAAUGGCUGGAGUUCCAAUUUCUCAGGUAAAUAAUUGUUUCCCCUGAUUUUUUGCCCUUCCCUUAUUAUUAGUGUAAGUUCUGAGACAGUGUGAGACCUCAGAGUCUUCUGUGGGAGCCAGCUAUCAGGCUGCACCUGUAACUGGCGACAAGGGCCAUUAGCUCCUGAAGUAUCUCCUGAGGACAGGAUACCUGGCCAAGGUUGAGGACUGCCCACUUACUUGCUAGCUAUGUUUCCAACCCCACUGUUAAGUAAGGUGUGCCUUGCUUUAAGCAAACUGAAUGUGAUUAUGUUGUUCUGCUCUGUAUCCAUUUGCAAGGGAAACGAGGAUGUGCCUGUCCCUUUAAGAGAGGCUACCCAAUCAGACUCCCAUGCUGGGACUCUUCCUAGUAUGUUGUAAGAUAUUCACGUUUCAAAACCCAGUCGUGACUUCUGUCCCUUUACCACUGUGUACGCCAUGCAGCAGCUUCUCCCCAUGCUGAUGAAGCAAUCUAAAACUAUAGGGAGACCUCAAGGCCCCGUUCUGUAGGUGAGCCCUUAGUAAUACUAGCAAAACUCCUAUCUUGUCACUGUGUCGCAAGCCCAGAUUCUCCUAGUCCCCAUCAGCCCUGAAGCUGAGCACACCUGUACUUCUAGAGAGGGGCUGUCUGGGGAAGUCCUCACAUGCACACUUGAGACUACUUGGCCCACUCUGCUUUCUCCAGAUUUGACCUCUUUGCCACUCCUCACACCCACCCGCUGACUGGCCUCGAGGCCACAGGGCACUGCCAGUGGGGAGGCCGCUAGCUCCAUGCUAUCCGCAGCUAGCCCAACAACUGUUUUCCUGAUGUUUACCUGUUACUGAGGCUCGAGAGAAAGACAGCCCCUGCAGUGGGGUUGGGCAGGGUUGGUUUUUUUUUGUUGUUGUUAUAUGUUAUUUUAUUGUUUUGAAAUGCAAAUGUUGCUAUUUAUUUUUUUUUCUCCUGCUCUAGUUUGAUUCACCUGAGUUGGCUAUCCCAAUGCAUGUGGUACCUGAUGGAUAUGGUAGAGAUUAUUUCCCCCAACUUUUAUAAAUGACCCGAUGUUUACCUUCAGGCUUGCGGAUGCUUUAUUUUUGGAAGCCACAGAUGUAGUUUUUCUGGAUGAAUUGUUUUUCUUAUAGAUGCAGCGGUAUGCUUUUGCAUUGAUCUGCAGGGUGAUUUGAAUUUUAUUUUUACAAGCAGUUUUUCAAUCAAAUUCUAUAUUUGAUACAGUGUGUUAAGGGUAGACCAGCCCCGAGUCAUGCAGCUGGGACCCCUGAGUGUCCAGGAGGCCUUAGGGCUAGGUGGCCUCUCUUGGUGGUCCCUGUGGUGGUAGCACUGACUGGUCACAGGAACCUUCAGGGUCCUUCAGCAUGGCCCUGACCUCUUGGAUUGUUACAAGGAUUUUCAUGGGCAUUUUGCUACGCAGGCAGUGGACAAUCCCGGUGGCCCCAGACAAGCCAUAAGCAACCUUUCUGUGACCUUUCCCUGACUCAUUUUUCACACCCAUGAAAAAAGGAAUGUCCCGUGUCCCCCGUCCCCCCCCCCCCCAGUAGAAGUUACACUCCCUUGGUGUUCAUAUGCCUCAUUUGUGAAUGCAAACAUUUGUUUCUGUUUUGAGCCCUUCCCCAAAGUAACCAUGCUGGCUGGCUCACAGUAGGCAGCGCAAUGUACCUCUGUCAUGGGUGCCCUGUUGCAGGCAUGCUGACUCCUGGAAGUUGCACUGAUCUUGGGACAGUUUCCUUUAUCGCAUCCAACUCCUUAUCUGCUGUACUCCUUUGAAGGGAUUGUAAACAGAUUCAGUGGCAGGAGUGACGUGGAUGUGGGACAUUGCCUCGCUUCUGCGAUCCCAACACACAUUUCAGUAUUAUAUGCUAGCGUGUGCGGACUAGCCUUGUCCUGCUUUCGGACCAGAAGUUCUCCACCUCUGGACAGGACAGCAGUGCUCUUUGAGACCUGAAGGCUUGAAUGUAAACGGACUAGUUAGGAGUCUUUGUGGCACUUUUGGUCUGUUUUCUUGUGGUCUGCCAGGCCCCCAAAAGUGUGUCAUUCUAGUUGCACGUGACCUUUGUCAGCUUGGACAGCAUCUGAAUUGCCCAGCUAGUGUUAACAGGCCACGGCUGCAUUUCUUUGACCAGCCAUCAACUUAAAGCUGUAAGGUCACAGCUGUGUCCAGCUGUCGUUUAUGGUGCCAUCCUGGAUGGCAGGGAUACCUGAAACCCAGUGCAGCCCUUCAUGCCUUGUGACCCAGCUGGGGUUCUAAGUACAAACUCUGUUGAGCCCCACAUGAACUGUCUGUGGUCAGGGUACCCAGUGUCUGAAACAAAAGGAGCUUUUACACUCAAACCGCCGUGUGUGUGUGUGUGUGUGUGUGUGUGUGUGUGUGUGUGAUGUCAGUGCCAUUGCAGAGCCCUCACUUUGUGUCUUUUGGAUUUGUUCUGCCAUUUUAUUGUCUCAAGUUGAAUGUAUCGGCUUAGCCAAAUCACUACAGAAGGUGGUUUCUAAAAACCUUUUAGACAGAUGCAUAAAAGCUACCUCUGACUUCUCAUUAGUUUGUGUUUGCUCUGAAGCAUCGCUAUCCACACUGAAUAUAGCCAAAAUGUCGCCUGAAUAAACUGAGUGGGAACUCCUCUGUUCAGUUCUGGCUUGAAAACGUGUGUGCCAUACUGUGAUCUGGGGCGGCCCCCUCUGCUGACCAGGGACUCCUCAGUACCGCCCAGCUACGAGAGUCUAGCACCUGAGAGGCUGGCAGAAGGGCUUCUCUGCAUGGGGAACAUGCAUCCUCCAGGCCGGUGGAAGUGACUCUGUUCAGGGCCACAUGCGGCUGAGCCUGGAGACAGCCCGUUCCUACCUGUUUUGGCUUUCCUAUGAAAUGUAAGAAGGCAUCUUUUCCCUGCUUGCUUACGAAUGGGUUGAAAGUGGCUUGCUCCCCUGCUCUCUCCUUCCUUUUUAUACACUAUAAACUCAUAAAGGUGCUUCAACACCGACUCUCGCGCAGAUAAUGUAUUUACAGCAGUUGCAUGGAUUCAGAUAGUGCAGGCAGGCAUAGCUGACCCUGUGUGAAAGUGAAGGACUAAAAGUGCUGUCCUCUGAGCCCAGGCCUCCUUUUGGAAGGAGUCAUGGGCUCUAGUGUUGGCAGUGCAGAUCUGACUUCCAGAGUUGUCGUGGACACUCACCACCUCUAACCAGAUCUCCUGUGUGUGAUUGUCCACUUGGCUUUCCAGAAGGUCAUCCUAGUACAUCACGGCUCUACCUGCACCCCUUAGCCUCUCUCUUCUUAAAGUCUCCGUGGGCUAAUUUUGGAAAGUCAACAUAAGAGUUCCCCACUAGUUGGCUUAGGAAAUCUGAGGACAGUUGGACAGGGUCCUGAAGGCAGGUGCUUGGGUAUUAAGGGGGAUGGGAUGGCUCUGCCAAAUGUUAUCUUUGUGGCCCUCCGCUCUAUUCUAAUGAUUGUUGGCUGGGGUGUCACCUUACAUGCCUUUGACCUGGGCAGCUCACUACGCUUAGAAGCCCUCACACAUUUCUACGUGGAGAAACAGAGGCAUGGCAUGUGAGUAUUUAUGGCACCCCGGGUUAUAUAGGUCCUCUGACUCGGCUGAGGGUUUGAUGAGAAUCCAGAGAGGCACAGGGCUCGAGACAUGUUCUGCCUAGGGUCAGGCCCACCCUCAGAAGGCACCAGCACAGAGGCAGCCUUCCCUUUCGUGACUUGUGAGGGGUACCAAACAACCCCAGGCCUGGCCACUGCCGUCUUCGGCUAACACUUUUUUUUUUUUUUUUUUUUUAAACUGGUUGCUUUGAGAACUCUAGCUAUGUGAAACCUUUCUGUGCUCUGGCGGGUCUAGUUCCUAUGUUCCUGAGGGCUAAAAAGGCUGAAGGAGCUCCCGUUUUGUUUAAAGCUGCCUUUAUUCGAGUUCAUUUAAAGCUAAGGCAUCAGACAGCACCUUCUUCCCUGUGGGUGUCACCAGGAGGUAGGUGUGGGGACCCUCCUCAAUUGGGUUCUUUCUGCCUCUUCAAGCUCCUUAACAUAUGUGGGUCACAAGAGCACCUCCACCAGCCAUCAGCAGAGUGAGGUGCAUAUGUGGGGACAGAAGCUCUUGGGAUAUCUACAUGUUGUGUACAUGGCCACUCAAGGUUGGGACAGAGCAGGCCCUCCAUCCUACCCUGCAGGUGGCCCUAGCCCUGCCUCCAGGCUCUGGCUGCCCUGGCUGGACACCUAGUCCCACACCUUGCACCCUUAAAGUUUAAAGUUUUUCCUCUCUGUCCUUUCAGAACCCUACGGGGGCUAGUCUUUAGUUGACCCUGCCUAGAAAGCUCAUCAGCCCUCAGCUCCUUCUUGUAAACUGUGAUACCACCCUGCAGCCAUAGAGACACCCUCAGUCAGUCCCAUCCUGGAUUCUUUGUGUCCUAACAGGCAGGCUCGCCUCUGCUGGGGUUUGAGGAGACAGAUACAAGACCAUUACUUGGUCUGGUGUUGACUACAACCACUGGCAAAGGCCGGUGUUGUGUUCUCUGCCCCUCAGCAAAGGUCUUGUGUUCUCUGCCCCUCAGCAACACUACCUGUGAUAGUGGAAGUAGGUUUAGAGGGAAUUGGAAUCAUGUCUUUGUGAAUCUUGUGUGGCGUCCUCAGGCGUAAGGUGCUAUUUGGUCCUAAUGUUUUGGAAUGCUUUGUCCUUGUUGUUACUCUGUUCUGUGACUCUGGGGGAGACUGCUCAUUAAGAUGUGCUAUCACUUAAACCGAAAACAUAGGACUCCAGCUUUGACAUGCCUAUGAUGUAAUUCUUAUCUCUGACCUCAAGCCAGGGAUGAAGCAGUUUCCUAGCCUAGUCUAAUUAAAACCACCCUCCCUGUCAAGGGGUGUCUUUGUUGGUUUUAUUAGGGGAAGUGAUCUGUUUAUUUAUUUUUUUAAUUGCAUAGAAAAAGCCUUUGCCUGUGCAGCGCUGGCUGUGGAGGGAUAAUGCAUUAACAAUUUUGGUUGCUCUUCAAAACCAAAUAGACCUAUGUGAUUAAACUCAGAAAGGGUACAGUUCAGCAUUAAAUUGAAAUUUGAAUCCUGUGUUUGAGAAGGAAUUUCAGUGUAGUUGUUUAAGUUAUGAAUUCAUGUUUUAUAACUGUAGGGACAAAUGCUCUUUUAUUUAACAAAAUAAAAAAUGUUGUAAGAGAAUAAUUGUAAGUUUCUGUGCAACAGAGUGGCUACUGCCUCAUAAAUACAGGAAAAGAAUGUAGCCCUGAAUCCAGACUCUCUUACCUUUCAUACACUUCAGAUUACCUGCCUAAUAUGUAUUGAGGGGUCUCAGCCCUUUUCUCAAUUUUUCUAGUUUUAUUUUUAUUUUGUAAAAUAAUUGAAAAAGCACCAAAAAUGAAUUCAGAAGUUUCCUAGUGGCUCCUUGCCCAGUCUUCAUUUUCCCCCACACUCAAGGGUUUUUAGAAGACAUUUUGAAUCAAGAUGUAUUCCAUCCAUUUAACGCUUGCUACUUUCUGAGGAGUGGAGCGGCUAAAAGGGUGUUUCAGGUGGUACUCUGUAUGUCAUGGACAUGUUUGUACCUGUACAGUGGAUCUAUGUGACAACGUCUUGUGCUUGCGGUUUAGAAACCACGCAGUGCUGUUUUGUAAAUUGACAGUUUCUGUGUAAACUAUUAUUUAUAACCCUUGGCCCCUCUGUAUAAUUUUUCAUUUGCUACAUGGAUUGUAUAAUUAAUUAUAAAAUUAUAGUACCUGCUAAACCCAGUUCUGAGGCUUCAUGUCAUUGUCUUCGGUUUGAUGCCAGUCUGUGGAUUGUGAGGAUGCCCAGGCCUUGCCUGAUACCAGUAGUGAUGUCACUUUAAAUUAAGCCUUAAUCAGAUAGUGAAUUUGUGCAUUUCAGAGUAUGCAAAAAAUAAAAAUAAUAAAUAAAAUAGGCAGCGUGAGUUUCAACUGUCCAAAUCAAGAUGCUCAAUCGUAACUCAGCACAUGUUCCCUCUGGAGUUAAAAAGGGCCGUUGCCAGGGUUACAUUUCUCCUCCUCACUUGUGCUCUCCUGCGUGGCUUGAUGAAAACAGAUCAUGUGCAUUUCGGUGGCAGCCUAUCUAGAGACCUUUGCAGGGACAUCUUCAAACGUCUGAUUUCUCUCCUCCGGUCGGAGAUGAGCCUUGGCUGCUGGGAACAUGAUGGAGGCGUAGGUUUCACCAACCUGCUCGUAGGCUCAGCUCUCUGCAGUACUGCCACCUGCCGUUGCUUCUGCAUAGAUUACACCAGGUUUUUAGUUCUGUAAAAGCAUCUUCGAUCUUGAGAUAAGAUAGAGGGGACCCAGCUUUCUUUACAAUGUGGAUCUACCUCAGUUAAACAGUUGGGUGCUAUUUACUAACUCUGUCAAAUUAAAUUGGAGAAAGUAACCGAACGGGUGGGACGUAACUAACUCCACAUGAAACUUGAAAUCAUCAUUUCCGUUUAUUUAAUAUUUCUUAUUUAUUUUGUGCCUUUUAUGUUAACCCUAAUGCAUUUUUGAAAUUCUGAAUAGUCAUUUUCUCUUGCAAGUCGGGGAACCCGACUGACCAUGCAAGUGUCCCAUCCGACUGCUAUCAUUAUUGGGAUCCCAGCCUACCCCCUUGGGAAAAUGUGUCCAAAAGCAAAUGUUACACAUAAUAUUGUACACAUAACAUACUCCAGCUCUUCUAUGCAUGUGUUCAUAGCUAUCACUUCAUUUCUGUGCCAUUGAGAGGCACCCCCCCAAAAAAAGAUACCCCAAGUGUGUGUGUGUCUGCUUUUUAAGCUGUUCGUAUCCCUCUCCCUCUGGCAUGUUUUGUAUGAGACUUUCUUUCAUAAACAGCAAAUGGACAGUUGUCGAUUCCAUCUCCUGGUUUGCAUGGUGAAGGUGCUAAACACCAUGGGCGGAGGAGGGGGCAAGCUCACGCUGGCUGGAGGCCAGGCUGGAGGUGGGGAAGAUGUGCAUUCUGCAGCAGCCUGUGGUUUCUGAAGUCAGGAACACUUUUUGAUGGGUAAGAAAAUAAGAUUGGAGAUCGAUGACUUUCCACACUUUUAUAUUUGGCUGUUUACAGUUCUAGACUUUUCCUGCUAUGGCAAUCUUUUCUAACAAUUCUUUGGAGGUAACACAAUAUUUUGGAGUCUUAAUGAAUUUGAUUUUAUACCAAUAAGAAAUAAAAGUUAGGGAGCUUUCCUGUAGUGUAUAGUCUUACUCUCUUAAGGAGAUCUCUGGAUUUUAGAAGAGAACCAACUAUACUUGGUGGCAAGACUCCGAAAGGUGAUUUGGGAGCGCCCGCCCCCACCCUCCCCAUCCCCACCCCCCACCCCCUCUGCCUUGCAGG